Messenger RNA from Dentiscutata erythropus, 136 nucleotides. Lineage: Eukaryota; Fungi; Glomeromycota; Glomeromycetes; Diversisporales; Gigasporaceae. The record is from the annotation of a GenBank genome assembly.
AUGGCAUCCGGAAUUAAAAUGUGUUUAGGAUCACGUGCCGCUUGUUUGAUGUUUGGAUGGGCUUCUGAGGGGAAACAAAUCGCACAGGAUCAAUCUGAUGUCGAAAACUAUUUCCCUUUACUCUAUAUCACACCGG